Messenger RNA from Erigeron canadensis, 1092 nucleotides. RefSeq names its product BAG family molecular chaperone regulator 4-like. Gene Ontology annotation, biological process: protein stabilization. The transcript is spliced from 5 exons. Lineage: Eukaryota; Viridiplantae; Streptophyta; Magnoliopsida; Asterales; Asteraceae. Gene Ontology annotation, molecular function: protein-folding chaperone binding; adenyl-nucleotide exchange factor activity. The record is from RefSeq and is a predicted model, not a curated record. Gene Ontology annotation, cellular component: cytoplasm. Bases 107 to 778 code for a protein of 223 amino acids.
AGAAAUAAAACACAUCACCUAUACAUACAUUCCGACCUAUAUCUAUCUCAAACCCUAAUAAUUUCCAACUUCACCAACACACAGUAAUUUUACUCUUCAUUCGGCGAUGGAAGAUAACGGUGAAGCCACCGCCUCUACGGUUGCCGGAGCUGAAGACGGCGGUUCCGGCAACAUCAAAGUCAAAGUAUCUUAUGGUUCAAACGACUUCGACGUCCUCAUCUCUCCUCAAUCCACUUUCGCUGAUUUGAAGAACGUGAUUGCUAAAACAACUGGGUUAGAUCCUGAAGUGCAAAACUUGUUAUUCAGAGGAAAGGAAAAAGAUGACCAAGAAGGCUUGGACAUGGCAGGUGUGAAGGACAAUACGAAGGUGAUAGUGAUGGAGAAACCACUUGGUAAAGAAGUGGAUAUUGUAAAGGAUGAAGAAAUAGAGGAAAAAGUUGAAGAGAUAUCUAGAGGGGUUGAGGCUGUUAGUCUAGUAAGGAAGGAGAACGAUGAAUUCGCAGAACAGGUGGCAAGUUUAGAGGCUGUAGUUAGCUCUGGGACACAGGUUGCUGAUAAAGAUUUUGUUUUUUUAACUGAGAUGCUCAUGAGACAGUUGCUGAAAUUGGAUGAAAUUGAUGCUCAAGGAGAGGGGAGAACACAAAGAAAGUUGGAGGUGCGUCGUGUGCAAGCCCUUGUUGAUAAACUGGAUGAUCUUAAGACAGUAAACUCCAAGCUAAGUGUCGAGACCCCUGAAACAGCUUCAAGUGAAUCUUCAUUGCAAUCUUCAAAGAUGUAAGAGCAUUGAGAAAAGACGACUAGACAAGUCAACCUGUGUUUCAGCUGCUAGGCGGGCAAGCAACCGUUUUGAAGACUAGGAAUUUCUGCUUGUAUGCUGUACUAAGUGCUUACGUACUUGUACAUUGGUUAAAGUCAGGAGUUCUUGAUAAGAUGUACAGCCUUAUGAAACCGAGUACUUUGAUUACUGAGGUAAUCAGUUUCUACUUUUUAGUAGUUGGGUAAAGUAAAAUAUUGAUUGCCUGAUUAUUUUGAGGGGGUUAAAGAUUAAAUUUUGAACAAUCAGCUUUUACAGUAAAUUUGGUUUUUAAAGAA